This is a messenger RNA of Molossus molossus (Pallas's mastiff bat), 1152 nucleotides long. RefSeq names its product unconventional myosin-Vb-like. The record is from RefSeq and is a predicted model, not a curated record. Lineage: Eukaryota; Metazoa; Chordata; Mammalia; Chiroptera; Molossidae. The transcript has 4 exons. Gene Ontology annotation, molecular function: GTPase binding.
AUGCACAUCUUUAUGAAAGUGUAUGUUGCUCAGGACACAGAUGAUACUCUUUUCCUUCCCUGGACCACUGAAGUGCUGGUGGUAUAUGACAAAUCUUUCAUCAGCUAUAGAAUGAUCCCAGCUCUUUGCAUUCUGCCUCUGGUUACAUUUAUAACUUACUGGCUGCUGGAGGCCCAGCUGCAGGCCCAGAGCCGUGUCCAUGAGGAGGAGGUGGAGAGUCUCAGGGCUCAGGUGAAGGCCCUGAAUGAAGAGAUGGACAGGCAGCUACAGACCUGCUCCCAGACACUGCUGCUUUACCCGAAGGCCCGGGUGGAAUUUGGCGUCCAGAAGGAGAUGUCCCGGCUGACCCAUGAGAACGUGGACCUUAAAGAACUGGUAGAAAAGCUGGAAAAGAAUGAGAAGAAACUCAAAACACAACUGAAGAUUCACAUGAAUAAAGUCCAGGACCUAGAAGCUGCCCAGACGUUAGCCCAGAAUGGGUAGAGGCGUCACGGACUCAACAGGCAGGUCACUGUGCAGCGGGAAGAGAAGGACUUCCAGGGAUUGCUGGAGUACCACAAGGAAGAUGAGGCCCUCCUCAUUCGGAACCUGGUGACAGCCCCAGAGCUGAAGCCGCAGGCGCUGGCGGGCACCGUGCCCUGUCUUCCCGCUUACAUCCUCUACGUGUGCGCAAGGCACGCCGACCACAGCAACGACGACCUCAAGGUGCACACCUUGCUGACCUCCACCAUCGAGGGCAUCAAGAAAGUCCUUAAGAAGCACAGUGAUGACUUUGAGAUGAUGUCAUUCUGGCUGUCCAGUACCUGCUGCCUGCUUCACUGUUCGCAGCAGUACAGUGGGGACAAGGACUUCAUGACUCAGAACACCGCCAAGCAGAAUGAGCACUGUCUCAGGAACUUUGAUCUCACUGAAUACUGCCAGGUACUGAGUGACCUUUCCAUUCAGAUCUACCAGCAGCUCAUUAAAAUCGCCGAGGGGGAGCUGCAGCCCAUGAUAGUUGAAGAAGAAAACCCCCGAGGACGCCGAGGACGUCGGCUCCCUGUGCCCUCCCUCAGCACUCAGCAGAUUGUCAAAAUUUUAAACCUGUAUACUCCCUUGAGUGAAUUUGAAGAACGAGUAACAUUGGGCUUUAUACGAACAAUCCAGGCAUAA